Opisthorchis viverrini is the source of this 425-nucleotide messenger RNA. RefSeq lists its product as hypothetical. Lineage: Eukaryota; Metazoa; Platyhelminthes; Trematoda; Opisthorchiida; Opisthorchiidae. The annotation marks the transcript as partial. The transcript has 10 exons. The record is from RefSeq and is a predicted model, not a curated record.
UAGAUAAAUUGGAAGUUUAUCUACGAGACCUACAAGAAAAGGUUGGGGAGUUUUUGAAACAACUGGGAGCGUCAUUAAACGAAACUGCACGGAAAUUGAAAAACGCUGACGAUCAAACCAAACAAAGUUUGUCAGAUAUGUUACUGCAAACUCUGAAGCAUCUGGAAGACGUGUACGAAACAUUCCUUGUCUUACUUCAAACAGAACAAAUAAAAAGCUAUUUAUCAGACCUUCUUGGAUCAAUAUCCAGUUGGAUUUCAUCGUAUGAUGGUGACAAAAUGCAAGCUAAAGGAAUAGGGGCAGUUCAUGUGUUGAAAACACUCCAACAAAUUCAAGGUUAUUUAAAACAAGAACUUCCAAAGUUGGUGGGUAUGUGUUUCGCCAGUUCCAUCAGUGUUUCUUACCUGAAAGUUUACAUAACCUAA